ACCUUCCUCCCUCAUUCACCUGAAUUUUCUUCUUCUUCUUCUUCUUCUUCUUCUCUUCUUUUGUGGGGCGGUUUGAUUGAUGAUGUCCGCCAUUUCCAUGAUGACCCUUUCCUUCUCCUCCUGACGUUCGUGUUCUUUCGGUCUUGCCACAACUUCCAGUAGUUAAAGGGAUGGAGGAGUCCUCCCUCUCAUCUUGAUUUUCCAUCUCCUUGAACUUUCCCGAGAAAAAGAAGAAGAAGAAAGUAACUUUCUUUUUUGCAAGAAUCACGAGCUUUUCCAAGCGACUCCGUGGGAUUGCCUUUUGGUGAUCAACUGAUCUGCACGGCUUGGAGAGAGAGAGGGAGAGAGAGAGAGAUCUCGGUGGUCUUUGUUUUCCCGGGAAAGAAACCACCUCCGAAUGACCCGCCAGAAAACCAAGAAUCCAUCACCAACCACGACGCGUCAUGUCGUGCUCCGGCCGGCGCCGGUCAACCGCCGGGAUCCGCUCCUGACCACUGCACGGCCGCCGCCGCCCCCCUCUGGCGCCCGCCGUGCCCGGCUUGCGGAGGUGGCGGGCGCCUCCUCUGCUGAGUGCGUGGCCAUCUGGUGCUGCUGCCCGUGCGCGAUCGCGGACUUCUUCCUGCUCGCGGUCUACCGGGUGCCGGCAGGGCUGUGCCGCCGCGCUCUGAGGAAGCGCCGCCGCCGGAGGCUGACGAGGCAGGUAGCGUUCACGUCCAAGAGGGGAGUCAGGAGCGGCAAGAAGGGCACGUCGGUGCACGACGGGGACGGGGAAGGGAACGGCGGCAAGGGCGCCGACGUGGAGAAUGCCGGGCCGGCAGUGAUAACGCUGGAGGAGUUGCUGGAGAUGAGGGCCGCGGCGGCGGCGGCCGCCGAAGGCGUGGAGGAGGGGGCGGAGAUGGAGGUGGAGAUGUGGAGGAGGUUCUCGAACAUGGGGUUUUGGAGGAGUCCUUCCAGGGGUGAUGAGGUGGAGGAGGAGGAGGAAUGUAACGCCAUGCAAAAUUUGACUCUGCAAAAAUUUUAGCCGAAGUCGACGAGAAUUCCAUCUUUUUUGCCCUUUU
Rhodamnia argentea is the source of this 1058-nucleotide messenger RNA. RefSeq lists its product as uncharacterized. Lineage: Eukaryota; Viridiplantae; Streptophyta; Magnoliopsida; Myrtales; Myrtaceae. The transcript has a single exon. The record is from RefSeq and is a predicted model, not a curated record. Bases 398 to 1021 code for a protein of 207 amino acids.